AUCAAGGUUUGUUUGUUUACCCGAUUUAGUAAAUACAAAUAAUAAUGCAUUAAUGCAAUAACUGGCCUGCAAUACAUAUUAUUAUUACAAUUUACAAUUUUAUUUCAAUAAAAAAUUCUACAGGUUGUAAAUUAAUCGGUUAAUUCAAUAAUAUCUUGAUUUACUUGAUUCCGAUAUUAUGCUGUGUUAUUAGCAGUAACAAAUAUAAUGUCAAAUUUGUGUAGAGAUGAUUUCGAUUCGGGUCCUAAGCAUGUAUUUUCUAUUGAAGAUGGUCUAUGGCUAGGAAACUUAACAGCUGCUAUUGAUUUAACAUUUUUACGAAGCAACGGAAUCAAUUAUAUAAUAACAGUGGAUUCUUGUCCACUGCCAGAAAUUAUAUUAGAUUUGAGAGAUAUUAAUGUUAAAUAUAUACAAGUUACCGAUAUGGACGGAGAAGAUCUUUUAAGCCACUUUGAUAGCGCAUAUGAAUUCAUAAAAAUAGGCCAAGAAAAAAGUUCUGUUCUGGUGCAUUGCUAUUACGGAAUAUCCAGAAGUGCAUCAAUUAUUACAGCUUAUAUUAUGAAAAAGUAUAAAAUUAGUUUUGAUGAUGCUUUUCAAAGAGUUAAAGAUAAAAAUGCUGCUGCAUUACCAAACAUUGGUUUUCAAGCACAACUCAAUUUGUAUGAAACUUUAGGAUGGAAAAUUGACAAAAACAAUAUGCAAUUUAAACUGUUCAGACUGAAAAUAGCUGCUAGAAAAGUAAAAAAAGUUAAAAUUUUACCUCAAGACUGUAUUGACGUAAUUAAGGGAGACCCAUCUUUAAUAUGUGCUAGACCCGAUCCUAAAGUUUAUCGAUGCCGUAAAUGCCGAAGGAUUUUAGCUUUACAAUCAAAUUUAUUACCACAUUAUAUCAAUGAAAAAUUGUCAUGGAAAGAUUCAAAAUUGUCUUCAGAUUAUUCAGGCUUUCAACUAUGUUCAGACACUAUCUUUGUUGAACCAAUGACUUGGAUGUCAGUAAGUCAAUCUGAAAGUGGAAAAAUUAAUUGUCCAAAAUGUCAAUCUAAACUUGGCUCAUAUAGUUGGACAAUGGGAUGUCAAUGUCAAUGUGGUGCCAAAGUAUCUCCAGCAUUUUAUUUUGUGCCAUCUAAAAUAGAUUAUAGUGGAUUUUUGCAAAAUGUUCAAGCAACAGUUUAAAAAUCUAUAAUCACGACAAUGAUAUUCUAAAUAAAUAUCAAGUGUUAUUUCCUUAUUAA
This is a messenger RNA of Rhopalosiphum maidis (corn leaf aphid), 1232 nucleotides long. RefSeq names its product dual specificity protein phosphatase MPK-4-like. Gene Ontology annotation, cellular component: nucleus. The transcript has 7 exons. Bases 208 to 1173 code for a protein of 321 amino acids. Gene Ontology annotation, molecular function: protein tyrosine/serine/threonine phosphatase activity. The record is from RefSeq and is a predicted model, not a curated record. Gene Ontology annotation, biological process: protein dephosphorylation. Lineage: Eukaryota; Metazoa; Arthropoda; Insecta; Hemiptera; Aphididae.